Molecule: messenger RNA, 441 nt
Organism: Ailuropoda melanoleuca (giant panda)
Lineage: Eukaryota; Metazoa; Chordata; Mammalia; Carnivora; Ursidae
Gene: BOLA2B
Product: bolA family member 2B
Exons: 3
Coding region: 138-398 (86 amino acids)
Biological process (GO): protein maturation; intracellular iron ion homeostasis
Cellular component (GO): nucleus; cytosol
Molecular function (GO): 2 iron, 2 sulfur cluster binding
Source: RefSeq, a predicted model, not a curated record
GUGUUUACGGACGCUUUAGUAAGGGCGGAAGUAGAGUCCUCAGCGGAAGUGGCGUCAGUAAGGGCGGAAGCAGUGUGGCUGGGGUCGGAGCUGGGGUUCCAUCCCGGCUAGGCUGCCGCCCUUUCUGGGUUGCCGCAAUGGAACUCAGCGCCGAAUACCUCCGGGAGAAGCUGCAGCGGGACUUGGAGGCAGAGCACGUGGAGGUCGAGGACACGACUCCCAACCGUUGCGCGUCCAGCUUCCGAGUCCUGGUGGUGUCGGCCAAGUUCGAGGGGAAGCCACUGCUUCAGAGACACCGGCUGGUGAACACGUGCCUAGCGGAAGAGCUUCUGCACAUUCAUGCCUUUGAGCAGAAAACCCUGACCCCAGAGCAGUGGGCCCGUGAGCGGCAGAAAUAAGAGACCAAGGCCUGCACAGCCAUUAAAUUAUGAAUCAGGGCCA